This is a messenger RNA of Ochlerotatus camptorhynchus, 1355 nucleotides long. RefSeq lists its product as uncharacterized. The coding region runs from base 334 to 1287 and encodes 317 amino acids. NCBI's taxonomy places the organism in Eukaryota, Metazoa, Arthropoda, Insecta, Diptera, Culicidae. Gene Ontology annotation, molecular function: structural constituent of chitin-based larval cuticle. The record is from RefSeq and is a predicted model, not a curated record. The transcript is spliced from 3 exons. Gene Ontology annotation, cellular component: chitin-based extracellular matrix.
GGGUUCGGUUUUAAUCUAUAUAAGUAGGGUGGAAAGAACGAUCGUCGCGAUUAUUUACAUGUCUCCGGUGAAAAGUGAUGGACGUCUGUCGGUCUGGUCCAGUGUGGUGAACGACAUUUCGAGUGUUUGAAACGUGAAAUUCGAGAAGAUCACGUGCAAACAGAGCGAGAGAAGGAGAGCGCGUGCCGUGUGGUUGAAGCGGUCUUGAUCGCUGCUAGUUUAUUGACUCUUGGAUCGGUACAAGACGGCGCAGUUGUGCUUUUGUUGUGGACGAAAACAGUACCGAAAUCGAUCAAUAGCUGCCCGAGGAGUGCAGUGGGUGCAGUUUGCAAGAUGAAGCUUUUACUUCUGUUAACGGGAUGCCUAUCCUGCAUAAUCGCCCAUUCCUACGCACACCCGAUGAGGGUCAGUAAACCACAGGCUCUGGUCACCAGCCGGGAAGAUCGUUCACUAGACAGUGACACGGCCGCGAUUUCCGUUCCCGUCAGCAAGGAACCGGCACCACCGAAGAAACCUGGCUCAGGUUACUUCAUUCGAGUGAUCCCCAAGGAGCAGGAUGAAUUCGAACGACUGAUGGAUUUUUUCGCAGCUGGGGAGAUCGAUUUGCCAAGCGAGUUAGUCGAAUCUCCCCAAAAGAUGUCCUACGGAUCCUAUAAUCCCCGAAAGGAUGACCUCACGGAACCACUGCUGCCGCCACCAAUCGAGCAGAACGAACCCAACUACUACGCUGCCAAGCAGAGGAAGAGCAAGAACAAGAAGUACGUUCCCAAUCAGAAACUGGUGAACAUUAAGAAUGCGGAGAACAUCGAGAAAAUCGAAAACGAAAAGUCAAGGCAGAACAACGGGUGGUCCAGCGGGGAAAUAGACGAGGUGGACUUUCUGGCAGGGUUGGAUUUGGAAAAGUUAUUGGCGUCGGCCUGGCUGACUCAGGCCGAUGCCGACGUGGAGGCUGCCAAGGGGAAGGCUACCAAGGAGCUGAAGCAUACCGAGUUGAACAUGGGAGAGUUCAUGCCUAGCCAACAGCGACGGAUGGACGAACAUACCAGGUGGCUGCCGACUGAGAACGAAGGUGCUCGAGUUGAUUAUCAGCUGCACGGUCAUAGAGGACCGGAUAGCUAUGCGUUUGGAUAUGACACGGGUAGCGGGAAGAACCGGCAGUUUCGCGUAGAAGAACGUGACAACGAUGGCAACGUUAGAGGCCGCUACGGAUACUACACCAGAAGUGGCAAGUUUCGAAUCGUAGAUUACAGUUCGUCGCCUGAGAAGGGCUUUCGAGUCGAGAGCUAGGAGCGUGCAAUUUCUCUAGUUAUUUAUUGUUAUUGUAUUGUACAAAUUUUAAUAAAAAAUAAAACAAA